AUGACAACCGUUUCUGCUCACAUUUCCACCGAGAUAAUUUCACAGUUAAAUCAAGUUCUUUCAAAUUUAGCCUCAAAUGAUAAUACAUUACGUUCAGCCGCCGAACAGCAAUUGAAUGAACAGUGGAUAGCCCAACAGCCUGAUUUAUUAUUACUUUCACUUGCACAGCUUGGAAGAACUCACGAAGCGACACAUAGCCGUUCUUUCUCGUUCGUAUUAUUGCGGAGAAUCGCCUUCAAACAAGCCCCAAAUCAGGCCUCAAAGUCGGAAGAAACAAGCAUAUGGGAUGUUCUCCAGGAAGCAAGUAGAGAAGCGAUCAAAAAUGAUUUGUUAAUGUCAUUAUCGGUUGAGCAGGAAAAUACAGUGCGUCAUAAAGUCUGUGAUGCUGUUUCUGAGGUGGCUAAGAAUUCUUUCCUGAAAGGACAUAAAUGGAACGAGCUUCUUCCUGCUCUUUUUGAAGCAAGUAAAUCCAGUUCUGUCGAACAUAGAGAAGCCGCUUUUCGUAUUUUCUCGGCCGUGCCCAAUUUAAUAACGGAUCAACCUAUUUACAUUUUGAAACAAGUUUUCUCUGUCAACUUGCAAGAUGCUAACAGUCCUGCUGUUCGUAUGGCGGCACUUAAAGCAGCUGUUGCUUUCAUAUUAGAAACAGAUCCAUCGAAUCGUAAUUCUUUUGCCGAACUAAUGUCGUUGAUGCUUGAGGUGCUUACCCCUCUUGCAUUACAACGUGAUGAAGAUGGUCUAGUUGAUGGAAUAAUGGUGUUUAUCGAACUGGGGGAAAAUUUGCCAAGAGUCUUCCGUCCAGUCCUUCCUAAUGUUAUAUCCUUUGCAAUUAAUAUAAUGAAAGAUAAAACACUGGAAGACGGAACUCGUCAAACUGCUCUCGAACUUUUACUCACAUUGUCCGAAGCGUCUCCAUCGAUGAUGCGUAAAACGCAAGAUUUCUGUAUACAAGUUAUCCCAAUAGCGUUAGAAAUGAUGACCGAAUUGGAUGAUUCUGAAGACUGGUACACGACAGAUGAUAUCGAAGAUGACGACAAUGAUGAAAAUUACGUUAUCGGAGAACAUGCUAUGGAUCGAUUAGCGCGUUACCUAGGUGGCAAAGCAGUUUUGCCUGUUACUUUUCAAUAUAUUCCUAACAUGUUAGGUUCUACCAAAUGGGAGCAAAGGCAUGCCGCCUUGAUGGCAAUCUCAGCCAUCGGAGAAGGCUGUGUAAAAAUUAUGGAAGCUGAACUUGGAAAGAUCAUAGAAUUUGUGUUACCUUAUUUACGUGAUCCACAUCCUCGUGUACGUUAUGCGGCUUGCAACGCAAUUGGUCAAAUGUCAACUGAUUUCCAAGACUCAUUACAGAAAAACUAUCAUCAACCUGUUCUCUCAAAUCUAAUUCCUGUAAUGGAUGCACCGGAACCAAGGGUACAAGCGCAUGCUGCUGCUGCUUUAGUUAACUUUUGUGAGGCUUCCAACAAAUCAAUACUUGAACCAUAUUUGGAUACCAUUUUCGAUAGACUCCUCGUUCUUUUAAAUUCAGGGAGAACAUAUGUUCAAGAACAAGCUAUAACAACUAUAGCUACUGUUGCAGAUAGUGCAGAAGAUCGAUUUGUGAAGUAUUAUAGUUCAAUAAUGCCUUUGUUGAUCAAUGUUUUGAGAAAUGCUCACCAAAAAGAAUUCCGUCUUUUAAGAGGCAAAGCAAUGGAGUGCGCUAGUCUUAUUGCUUUGGCUGUUGGUAAAGAUAUAUUUGCAGCAAAUGCCAAUGAAUUUAUUGAAUUACUUGCUCAGACACAGCAAACUGUCAAUGAGCCUGAUGAUCCACAAAUUUCGUAUCUUAUUGCAUGUUGGGCCAGAGUUUGCAAAGUUCUUGAAACUGACUUUGUGCCUUAUUUACCAAUUGUUAUGCCUCCGCUUCUGCAGUCCGCUCAAUUAAAACCAGACUUCGCGAUACUGGAUCCUGAUGAAGAUGUCGAAUCAAAAUAUUCCGCGGAAGAUGGGUGGGAGUUUGUAGGUGUUGAAGGACAGCAAAUUGGUAUUAAAACUACGGUUCUAGAAGAAAAAUGUACUGCUGUAGAAAUGCUAAUUUGUUACGCCCGAGAACUUGGUGCUGCGUUUCAACCAUACGUAGAAAGUGUUUUGGAAAUUGUUCUUCCUCUUCUGAAAUUUUACUUCCAUGAUGGCGUACGACAUGCUGCUGCUGCUACCAUACCACAUCUUUUGAGUUCUGCAAAAAAGGGAGGCGCAACUCAAGAAUAUCUUAUGAAUAUGUGGCAUAGAAUUGCUGAAAAAGUUAUAGAAGUAAUUUCAAAUGAAGCUGAUCCAACAUUUUUAUGGCAACUCUAUGUGACUUUUUAUGAAUCAUUGGAGACGGCUGGUAAUAAUAGUUUGACGCCUAAUGAACUGGAAAAUUUCACAAAAGCCACAGAGUCGCAACUUCAAGAUUACUAUUCAAGACUCAAACAGCGAGAUCAAGCCAGGCAAAGUGGUGAUUAUGAUGCAGAAGAUGAAGACAUUAUCUUGGAAGAAGAAGCGACCGAAGAAGGCGUACUUGGCGAACUCUCCAAAGCAUUGCAUGUUAUUCUCAAGACACAUCGAAAUGCAUAUCUCUUAUAUUUCGAUAAAUUGCUCCCCAUAGUCACAACCUUUUUAGCACAUUCGAAUUCUGCUGCAAGACAAUGGGCAUUAUGCGUUAUUGAUGAUGUGGUUGAAUUUACAGGUCCAGCUUCUUGGAAUUAUAAAGAUCAUUUCUUAGAAAAGAUGAUUGCCUCUCUAUUGGAUCCAGCAUCCGAUGUUCGACAAGCUGCAGCUUAUGGUGUUGGCGUUUGUGCACAAUUUGGCGGUGAAAAUUACGCCGAUGCUAUUGCUGCCUCCUUAAGUUCACUAUUUCAAAUCGUAAAUUCAAGUGACUCCCGCAUAGACGAGAAUGUAUAUGCAACAGAAAACGCCAUAUCUGCAAUUACAAAAAUACUAAAAUUCAAUAGUAGUAAAUGUGAUGUGAAUUUG
Messenger RNA from Ambispora leptoticha, 2988 nucleotides. The record is from the annotation of a GenBank genome assembly. NCBI's taxonomy places the organism in Eukaryota, Fungi, Glomeromycota, Glomeromycetes, Archaeosporales, Ambisporaceae.